Molecule: messenger RNA, 1452 nt
Organism: Phlebotomus papatasi
Lineage: Eukaryota; Metazoa; Arthropoda; Insecta; Diptera; Psychodidae
Exons: 1
Coding region: 1-1452 (483 amino acids)
Biological process (GO): DNA integration
Molecular function (GO): nucleic acid binding
Source: RefSeq, a predicted model, not a curated record
AUGAUCAGGACUUUGUCAAUCUGGCGUCGAUAUUUCCACAAUCUCCGUUCUCGUAUCCAUGGCGAGGACAUCAUUUGUGGCCCAUUAACCUCCCAAGAACUCACUGACACCAACAUUCAAGUAAUUCGUGCCAUUCAAGCUGAAUGCUGUGCUGAUGACAUCAGACGUCUAAAAGGGAAACAAAAGCUGUCAAACACUUCUCGAAUCAAAGAUUUGUGUCCAUACAUGGAUGAGCUAGACAUUCUACGUGUGGGGGGCAGAAUUGAGAAUGCACAAAUCUCAUCUUCUCAGAAACAUCCUGCAAUAUUGCCAAAUAAACAUACAUUUUCAAAGCUUAUUGCAGACAGGGUGCACCGUGAAACCUGCUAUGGAGGUCCGCAGCUCAUGUUUUACACGAUCAGACAGGAAUAUUGGCCUCUCAGAGGACUGGACGUUGCAAAAGCUGCUCGUCGUAGAUGCGUCAAGUGUUUUCGAUGCCACCCACAACCCAUGCAGCAAAUUAUGGGAAAUUUGCCUCCCUAUAGACAACGAUUCACAAGAGCAUUUGACAAAGUGGGAGUAGACCUUUGUGGAUAUUUCCUCAUUAAGACACCUCUCAAGAGAAAUGCAUCAGUGAAAAUGUACGUCACAGUGUUUGUGUGCAUGAUUACUCACGCCAUACACCUGGAGCUUGUAACAGAUUUAUCCACAAAUGCAUUUCUCGCGGCAUUCAGGCGUUUCAUCGCACGACGAGGUAGGCCAUCGGAUGUCUACUGUGACAACGCUAAAAACUUCGUUGGAGCUCAAAAGCAGCUUGAGGAGAUUCGGCAAGUUUUAUCAACUCAAACCAGCCAGGAGAUUAUUGCUAAACAUGCAGCAAAUGCCACAGUCAACUUCAAUUUUAUUCCACCAAGGAGCGCUCAUUUUGGAGGAAUGUGGGAAUCUUCAGUGAAGAGCUUUAACAGACAUUUCUAUCGGAUCGUUGGAAACACACCAAUGACACAAGAAUCAAUGCUAACGGUUCUAGCUGAAAUUGAAAUGUGCCUUAAUUCUAGACCACUUUCACCCAUUUCUUCAAGCCCAGAAGACCUCGCCGCAUUGACGCCAGGUCACUUCAUCACUGGUGCCCCACUCAAUGCUUUACCACAACACGAUAUUACAACAUUGCCAGAAAACCGAUUGGACAAAUGGCAACGGAAUCAGCAAAUUGUUCAACACUUUUGGCGUCGCUUUCGCAUCGAAGUUUUCUCACAAUUGCAACAACGCAGAAAGUGGCAGCACGAGCAAUCGGACUUGAAAGUAAAUGAUCUCGUGGUUAUCCUUGAGGAUAACGUUCCACCUCUAUCAUGGAUUCUUGGACGCAUCAUCGAUGUACAUCCCGGACGUGAUGGACACGUACGAGUAGCCAAGGUCAAACACACAAACUGGAAUUUACACAAGAGCCAUCACUCGUUUGGCUCGUCUUCCAGAUGA